AUGUUUCCCGAUCCGGCAGUCCUACCCGAAAGAUACUACCGCUGCGACUCAUCAUAUAGCGAUUGGCUUCUGAAGUCUCUUUCCCUAGCCCCCAAAAUCCACAUCACUAUGGCCCACCGCUUUUCGCUAGAUGAUGCGCCAGAUAAGGAUGCUAAGAAGUUAGUUGAAGAAUCUCUGGUCGCGAUCCAUGGCGGUUCCCCUACGUUCAAAUGGAUCGAAGAUGACGGCAAAUCGCUGGUGGGGAAUUGGGCACCAUUAUGGUAA
Molecule: messenger RNA, 264 nt
Organism: Hypoxylon trugodes
Lineage: Eukaryota; Fungi; Ascomycota; Sordariomycetes; Xylariales; Hypoxylaceae
Exons: 2
Coding region: 1-264 (87 amino acids)
Source: RefSeq, a predicted model, not a curated record